This is a messenger RNA of Melampsora larici-populina 98AG31, 417 nucleotides long. RefSeq lists its product as uncharacterized. Lineage: Eukaryota; Fungi; Basidiomycota; Pucciniomycetes; Pucciniales; Melampsoraceae. Bases 1 to 417 code for a protein of 138 amino acids. The record is from RefSeq and is a predicted model, not a curated record. The transcript is spliced from 4 exons.
AUGUGCGACUUUGUAUUAUCAAGAUUGUCAAUACUUCAAACCGGAAGACCCCACCUUCAUUACCCGAAAUUACCAUUGCGGGAAGUUGUUAAACAUCCAUCGUAUCCCAAUCUCGAAGAACCGAGAUUAGAAUUAUCAAGAUUGUCAAUACUUCAAACCGGAAGACCCCACCUUCAUUACCCGAAAUUACCAUUGCGGGAAGUUGUUAAACAUCCAUCGUAUCCCAAUCUCGAAGAACCGAGAUUAGAACCUCUGAUAACAAAGUUACCUGUGCGGACUGUCAUGCGUAAGAUUUACCCAGUGUCACUUUCAAACCACUCAAAAAAGGGCAUAUUCCCUAAAGAUCCUGCAUAUCCCGCUUAUAAGCUGCCGAGUGAGACUCGACCUACAAAGCCGUUGAGGCUCAGAGUCAUCUGA